Messenger RNA from Polypterus senegalus (gray bichir), 2529 nucleotides. RefSeq names its product extracellular calcium-sensing receptor-like. NCBI's taxonomy places the organism in Eukaryota, Metazoa, Chordata, Cladistia, Polypteriformes, Polypteridae. The transcript has 6 exons. The record is from RefSeq and is a predicted model, not a curated record. Gene Ontology annotation, molecular function: G protein-coupled receptor activity. Gene Ontology annotation, cellular component: membrane. Gene Ontology annotation, biological process: G protein-coupled receptor signaling pathway. The coding region runs from base 214 to 2529 and encodes 771 amino acids.
UUAUGUGCACUCUCAGCAAACACAGAGGAGACUGUUUGCAGUCUACAAGGACAAACUGAAUUGUCACUAUUUUCUAAAGAUGCAGAUGUUAUAAUUGGAGGAAUCUUUUCACUUCAUGACAAACUUGUACAUACAAAACCUACACUAAAAAAUGAACCUGCGCCAUUUCAGUGUACAGGUUUAAACUAUGAGGAAUACCAGACAGCAAUAGCUAUGAUAUUUGCAAUAGAAGAAAUAAAUAACAGCACAGAUUUGCUGCCAGGUGUUUCUUUGGGUUAUAAGAUAUAUGAUGCUUGUGGAUCAGUGCAGCUGGCAAUAAGAGCAGCGAUGGCUCUCAUAAACACAUAUGAUGAAGAUAAACAAUGCAGCAAGCCAUCCACUGUUCUCGCAAUUGUUGGACAAUCUGGCUCUUCCCCAACCAUUGGGAUUGCAACAACUAUUGGACCAUUCCAGAUACCUGUGAUUAGUCAUUUUGCUACUUGUACAUGUCUUAGCAACAAGAAGGAGUUUCCCACCUUUUUCAGGACAAUACCCAGUGAUUAUUAUCAAAGCAGAGCUCUAGCACAGCUUGUGAAACACUUUGGUUGGACUUGGGUGGGGACAAUUAGAAGUGACAAUGACUAUGGCAACUUCGGAAUGGCUACAUUUGUACAGCUAGCUCAGCAGGAAGGUGUCUGUAUUGAAUACUCUGAGGUGAUAUACAGAACUUAUCCAAAAGAAAAAUUUCAGAAAACUGUGAAUGUGAUAAAGGCUUCUUCUUCCAAAGUCAUAGUAGCUUUCACAUCUCCAACAGAUUUAGAAUUUUUGAUAAAGGAGCUGUUACUUCAGAACGUAACAGGUUUCCAGUGGGUAGGUAGUGAAUCAUGGAUUACAGACAAAUACCUUUCCACCUUAGAAAGUGCUAUGGUCCUCAGUGGGGCAAUUGGAUUUGCAAUCAGUGAUUCAGAAAUACCGGGACUGAAGGACUUUUUGUUAAAUGUACAUCCAUAUGACACACCUGGCAAUGCUGGCUUGAAGGAGUUUUGGGAGACUAUUUUCAGAUGUAAUCUGAAUGAAAAAAACACCAGUGGAUCAGCUGAGCCAUGUACUGGGUUUGAGACUUUAAAUUCAAUCAACAAUGUAUACACUGAUGUGUCAGAAUUAAGGAUUGUCAAUAAUGUGUAUAAAGCUGUAUACGCUGUAGCUCAUUCUCUCCAUAAUCUGCUUUCAUGCAAAAGCAGCCAAGGUCCUUUUGAGAAGAGCACAUGUGCCAACAAAAGUAAUGCGAAACCUUGGCAGAUUCUACAUUACUUGAAAAAUGUCAACUUUACAACUAAAAAUGGUGAGACUAUUUACUUUGAUGAAAACGGGGAUCCAGCUGCCAGGUACUCCUUAGUGAACUGGCAAACCACAGCAGGAAUCACAAAAUUUGUUUCAGUAGGAUUCUAUGAUGCAUCCAUAUCAAAUGGAAAAAAGUUUUCAAUGAAAAAUAUAAGCAUUAUAUGGUCAAAUAGUAAUAAUAAGGUGCCUACAUCUCUGUGCAGUGACAGCUGUCCACCAGGGACUCGCAAAGCUGUAAAGAAAGGAAAGCCUGUCUGCUGCUUUGAUUGCAUUCCAUGUGCUGAAGGAGAAUUUAGCAACACCACAGAUUCUACAGAUUGUGUGAAAUGCCCGUUGGAAUACUUCUCUAAUGAAAAAAGAGAUCAAUGUGAAUUAAAGACCAUUGAAUUUCUAUCAUUUGGGGAAACCAUGGGAAUUUUACUGGUUUUGCUUUCAGUACUUGGAGUGUGUGCAUGCUUUGCCAUAGCUGUUGCAUUUUUCAGGAAAAGAAACACCCCACUUAUCAGAGCUAAUAAUUCUGAGAUCAGCUUUCUUCUCCUGUUUUCGCUCUCUUUGUGUUUUCUGUGUUCACUCACAUUUAUUGGUGAGCCUUCAGACUGGUCCUGCAUGCUGCGUCACACAGCUUUUGGAAUUACAUUUGUUUUGUGUAUAUCUUGUUUACUGGCAAAAACAAUAGUGGUCUUGAUGGCCUUUAGGUCCACUCUUCCAGGUGGAAAUGUUAUGAAAUGGUUCGGACCCACCCAGCAAAGGAUACAUAUUUACACUCUUACACUUAUACAGAGUUUUAUAUGUGUUCUGUGGCUAACAUUAUCAGCUCCAUUUCCAUACAGAAAUAUAACAUAUUACAAAGAAAAAAUUAUUUUGGAAUGUGAUUUAGGUUCACCAUUAGCUUUUUAUGCAGUUUUAGGAUAUAUUGGGUUUUUAUCUACUAUGUGCUUUAUUCUUGCUUUCUUAGCUAGGAAAUUACCAGAUAAUUUUAAUGAAGCUAAAUUCAUCACCUUCAGCAUGUUGAUAUUCUGUGCUGUCUGGAUCACUUUCAUCCCGGCUUAUAUCAGUUCACCUGGGAAAUAUACAGUGGCUGUGGAAAUAUUUGCAAUAUUAGCCUCCAGUUAUGGUUUACUUUUUUGUAUUUUUGCUCCUAAAUAUUACAUUGUCAUAUUAAAACCUGAGAAGAAUACCAAAAAAUACUUAAUGAAUAAAGUUCGUUGA